UACAGUUUAAGUGAAACAGACGCAUAGCUGUCAUUUUAUUUGAGACAAAAUGUCUAUAACAACUUGCCAAAAGGUUACUCUUAUAUCCUGCUCAGUUCUAUGUGUUUCUCUCUUCCUGCCCAGAAUGCUUUUACCCAGAGAGAAAAAGGACAUGGGGCAGCCCGAGGUUGGACCCGGCUUCUACCCUCCCGUGACGCGUCAGCUGUCAUCGCCAGAGGACGCGGAGCAGUGGGGUGUGGACCCUUCAAACUCCCUGAUUCGCAGCGCUGAGGCCAUGGCAAAAGUAAAAGGCAUCGGACGAGGCAAAAAGUACAACUUGAUGGCUCAAGUGAUACCAAUAUAUGGAUUUGGAAUCCUACUUUACAUACUCUAUAUAAUCUAUAAGCUGACGUGUAAAGAAAAGACCAAAUUAGGAAACCACUCUACAGGAGAGAAAGCAAACAUGGAGAAGAGAACUGAUUAUGAGCUAGUCAGGCUUCAACAGAGACUUCUGCACACAGAGCAGAUGAUGGAAAGUAUUUUCUCUGAAAACGGCCACAGUUCUAGGAGUGGCAGAAGGAGGAGAAGUAAAACUGCACCAAUGAAGAAAGAGAAACUACGGUGGCAUUUUCGACAGAUCACACAGCUAAUGCAGGAGGGUCGGUUGGAGGAAGCCACCCCAGAGAUGGAGGCGGAGGAGCUUGCCUACGGUGCAGAAUGGGAAGUUUCUCAAAUGAUGCAUCUUUGUUGCCCAGUGGAGGUUUACCCAGAAUGUGAGCCCAGCGACAGCCAGGGAUCUGACCCCAGUACGAUGAAGGACUCACUGGACCAGCCCACUGCAGAGGCCCUGGCCGAGGAAAUGGAACAAGAAGAGGAAGAUGUUACAGCCAGGAAACUAUCUGUAGUGCAAGAAGAGGAUGAAGAGGAGGAGCAUGGAGAGGAAGACGAUGAGGAUGAAGAAGACGUAGAGGCGGAGGAACUGGAGGAUGACUCUGAGGAAGAUGAUGAAGAGGAAGCGGAGAAACGGCAGUUGCUGAGCCCUCGUCCUUCUCAGUCUGCUGUGGAAAGGAAACAGGAGAGACUUCAUUUGGAAAAGGACGAAAGAGGAAGGAAAAAAAUCAGCUUCAACAACCAGAGAGACGUGUACCACUACCCUAAAGAAGAUUCAUAUGAGGAGGAGGAAGAUGAAGAUGAAGGCGAAGGGAUGGAGGUAGAGGAGGAGGGUGACGCUGAUGAAGACGACCCAGUGAUGCAGGCAGAGAGUGUGCAGUUCAGUGGUGAAUGCUGUUCGAACCCGGAGGAAGAAGCACAGGAUGAUGAAGAAGAGUGUUUGUUAGUGUCGGCGUCAGUGGAGGGUGACAGUCAAUUCCAUGCAGACGCGCCUAAGGAAGAUAGAAUGAUUGUGCUGAGAAUGCGAAACAGGAGAGAGACAUAAAGAACUUUCAAAGAAGUUUUUCCAAAAUAAUUUUUGUAGCAAACAAGGAGCUCAGCACUGUGUGUAGCGCUUUAGUUUCCAAAUAAAUUUAAACUUAAACUGAUGAAGUCAUUUUUAAGAACCAGAUGAAUUUGAUGAAUGUCCAGAUGAGCUAAACAAAACCUGUGCAUCAUUUAUCACCAUGUUUUGUUAAUGCCAGCAGAUCGCUUUAGAAUCUAAUGAAAUGACAUAGUGCUCCUCAUCAGGACCUGAAGCUGUUUAAACAUGUGAGGUAGUUCAUGAAUGUGCUUUUACUGACAGUAAACUGUGGCGUCCCAGCACAGAUGGCUCCACCUGGUGGUGGAAUGCGGUCUCACACUUUGCAAUGCUUCAUGGUGCCAGACUGCAGCAUAUCUGUUUAAAUAAAAGGCUUUUAGCAAAAAAAAAAAAA
Molecule: messenger RNA, 1844 nt
Organism: Betta splendens (Siamese fighting fish)
Lineage: Eukaryota; Metazoa; Chordata; Actinopteri; Anabantiformes; Osphronemidae
Gene: ric3a
Product: RIC3 acetylcholine receptor chaperone a
Exons: 6
Coding region: 50-1414 (454 amino acids)
Biological process (GO): synaptic transmission, cholinergic; protein localization to cell surface
Cellular component (GO): intracellular membrane-bounded organelle; neuron projection; neuronal cell body
Source: RefSeq, a predicted model, not a curated record